CUGAAUUCUCAAUCCCCAAAAUACCACAUCGCAUCACCCCGCCUCACUUCGUAAAAGAAUGGAGGUUCUUCCCAUCUACAUCAUUCUAAAACUAACACUUCUUCGAAAUAUAUAUCACGUUCAUAUCUAGGUACAGUACAUGACAGUCGUCUCCCCCGGGUCUAGCUCAUCCCGACAGCCCCAGAUGAUCUAGAUGCCUGGUAUCACGGUAGCAUCGGCAACGGCGACGUCAGCUCGCAGGGGAUCACGCGAGCCUCGCGAGAUCGGGACACUACGGCUGCCUCAACAGCUGGCAGGAUGCAUAUUAUGGCUACCUCGCAAGGAGGACCUACCUGACAACCGCGACGAAUACGAUUCAGAUCUCCAAGAAGACCGAUGCAACCACCCGGUCGUGGUGCUUUCGCCAUAUUUAGAAGAUGGGAAGGUCGUGUACCUUAUGAUGACAUCGCUUAAGGGCAAGAAUCUUGAGACGCGCUUCCUGAAUCAACCGAAUGUUAGACGUGAACACCUCCCUAUCCGGCCCUGUAGCCCGCACCCGGAUAAUGGGAUAUUGCUUAGCCUCGAAGAUGUCGCGCUUGAAUUACGGAAGAGGACGUACGUUAAGACGAGAAACCAACAUCGCAUCCGACUCGGCUCACUCGAGGCCUACGACCGCCGCGGACCCGAUUAUAUUUUGUCAAGGAAGUCGUACCAAGACCUGAUCCGAUACGCUAAAUACACUCCGCCGGCUCCCCACCCGGCCUCGAAUACCGUCUCCUCCCCUAGACGAAUUCAACAGUCUAACCCAGCCACCCCUAUAACCCGAGAGCGUAGGGGUAGUUACGGCGAGUAUGUGUCGGUACUUCGAGGGCCGACCAGUCCACCUGGUGCACAGCAUGCCCCGAUCACGAGCCCAACACCGAUGCGGUAUACCCGCUCCUCUAUUCCGACCGAACGAGAUUCCUUAUUGCCGUCUCACGGAUAUUCUCGCCACUCAUACACUACGUAUCCGGGCAGUUACCCGAGUAGCCACCCUUUCAGCUCUCCGGGAACCUAUCCGGCAUAUGGAUACAGGUCGUCGGCUCAAGCUGGAUAUCGUGGAUCGGAGCCUCCAAGACCAUUCGACUGGGCAACCUUCUGGAAGAGGCUGGGAAAGCUAUUGUUGGUUAUCAUAGCUUUUGCGGGAGCAUACGCCACGUACCGUCUCAUAGGGUGGUUGACAUAUGUCGCAAGGGGGGCAGGUUCCAUGAUGAAGGUCACGGCCGGUAGCGUUGGUAAUAGAUUUGGAGGGGCCUGGUCAAUCUUGGCAGACUUGCCAGGGCAUACGGCCCAGGUAAAAAAAAGUCUUCUAUCUCGGGGUUUAAAUAGCUUGGGCAUCUCUGUUUGAAUAGGUAUCUGGGUAGUUUUACGACUGUAUGAAUUGUCAUGGGACGGGUGGUAUAACGGAAACUGUACGGAUGGCACAUAUGGACUGGCGUAUAUAAGGGGGAGAGUUCCUUGGAAAUUAACGAAGUAGAAUGAAUAACCCUGACAAGCUAAUGAAAAGUUGGUUACUGAA
Molecule: messenger RNA, 1537 nt
Organism: Annulohypoxylon maeteangense
Lineage: Eukaryota; Fungi; Ascomycota; Sordariomycetes; Xylariales; Hypoxylaceae
Exons: 2
Coding region: 194-1366 (390 amino acids)
Source: RefSeq, a predicted model, not a curated record